UGAAAUAUUCAUGGCAAUGGUAGUUAUUACAGCCAAUUUCAAGCAAAGGACCAAAAACAACCCUUCAAACAGAUCAUGUUUUAACUGUCUUCAGACAUCCCAGGUCCUUGAACCUGAUAUUUUUGGUGACACAAUGGUGGGAGAUGAGAUGAGAAGAGGUAUCUCUGGAGGUCAAAAGAGGAGACUGAGUACUGGUGUCUCCUUCCUUGGUGGCUAUCGGCGAUAUGACUCCAGUGGAGUCUGCUCUAGUAACCGGCUGCACGGCUGCAGUUACCGAUCAAUUUGAACUGAGCCAUAACAACCAUAUGCGCCCUCUCCCUUCUGUAACCUUUUCAAAAUCAUUGAGGUACUUCUAGUUCUAUUGCUGGCAUUUAGGUCAUUUUCAUCGUUUUAAGUACUUA
Molecule: messenger RNA, 401 nt
Organism: Mangifera indica (mango)
Lineage: Eukaryota; Viridiplantae; Streptophyta; Magnoliopsida; Sapindales; Anacardiaceae
Product: ABC transporter G family member 34-like
Exons: 2
Coding region: 11-286 (91 amino acids)
Source: RefSeq, a predicted model, not a curated record